AUGUUGGAAAUGGAGAAGGAGUUUGAUUCCAAGCUGAAGGUUCAGGGGAAUUCAUCAUCUUCCAAUGGUGGAGGCAGUGUCCAGAGAUCCAAGAGCUUUGCUUUUAGGGCUCCUCAAGAGAAUUACUCUAUUCAGGACUUUGAAUUGGGCAAGAUCUAUGGUGUUGGCUCUUAUUCUAAGGUUGUGAGGGCAAAGAAGAAGGACACAGGAACUGUGUAUGCAUUGAAGAUCAUGGAUAAAAAAUUUAUUACCAAAGAGAACAAAACAGCUUAUGUGAAAUUGGAACGCAUUGUGCUAGAUCAAUUGGAUCAUCCAGGCAUUGUGCGCGUGAAGCUCAAGCUUUCUGAUUUCUCGGUGCAGAAAGGUCGUCUAACUGAGGCUGAGGCACGGUUCUAUGCAGCUGAAGUUGUCGAUGCUCUUGAAUACAUACAUAGUUUGGGAGUGAUACACCGUGAUAUUAAGCCAGAGAACUUAUUACUUACUGCUGAAGGACACAUUAAAAUAGCUGAUUUUGGGAGCGUGAAGCCUAUGCAGGAUAGUCAAAUCACUGUCCUUCCAAAUGCAACGUCAGAUGACAAAGCCUGCACUUUUGUGGGGACUGCUGCUUAUGUUCCUCCAGAGGUUCUUAAUUCCUCUCCGGCAACUUUUGGAAAUGACCUAUGGGCACUUGGCUGCACAUUAUACCAAAUGCUUUCAGGAACUUCUCCUUUUAAAGACGCAAGUGAAUGGCUUAUUUUUCAACGAAUUAUAGCAAGAGAACUUAGAUUUCCAGAUUACUUUUCUGACGAAGCAAGAGACCUUAUUGACCGUCUGUUGGAUUUGGACCCCGCCAGGAGACCAGGUGCUGGACCUGAUGGUUAUACUAUUUUAAAAUUACACCCAUUUUUCAAGGGGGUUGAUUGGGAUAACUUGAGGGCACAAAUUCCUCCAAAACUUGCUCUGGAACCUGGGACUCAGUCACCUGCAGCUGAUGAUAUUCAUGAUUCAUCGUGGAGUCCUUCUCACAUUGGGGAAGGUUCUGUGUCUAUGACUAGACAGCCUGAUGGUGCUACAUCUUCUGAUGGGACUAGUCACAUAGCUAGGCUAGCUUCAAUUGAUUCCUUUGAUUCAAAAUGGCAACAAUUUUUAGAUCCUGGGGAAUCUGUUCUUAUGAUCUCUAUGGUUAAGAAACUACAAAAACUAACAAGCAAGAAGGUGCAGCUCAUCCUCACCAACAAACCUAAGUUGAUCUAUGUGGACCCAUCAAAGCUAAUUGUGAAGGGAAAUAUAAUAUGGUCUGAUAAUCCAAAUGAUUUAAGCAUCCAAGUGACUACUCCAUCACAUUUCAAGAUUUGCACUCCUAAAAAGGUAAUGUCAUUUGAAGAUGCAAAACAAAGAGCAUGGCAGUGGAAAAAGGCAAUUGAAGGACUUCAAAACCGGUGA
Sphenostylis stenocarpa is the source of this 1422-nucleotide messenger RNA. NCBI's taxonomy places the organism in Eukaryota, Viridiplantae, Streptophyta, Magnoliopsida, Fabales, Fabaceae. The record is from the annotation of a GenBank genome assembly.